Clupea harengus (Atlantic herring) is the source of this 1955-nucleotide messenger RNA. RefSeq names its product protein FAM227A-like. The record is from RefSeq and is a predicted model, not a curated record. NCBI's taxonomy places the organism in Eukaryota, Metazoa, Chordata, Actinopteri, Clupeiformes, Clupeidae.
CUUGUUCCGAAUCUUCUUGACUGAAUGAUUUUAGUUGUAGCAAAGAUCCAGGGAUAUCCUCUGCAAAAAUACCAAAAAGGCCCUAAAUGAACAACUAAGUUGUUUUUGCCGUUUUAUUGUUUUGCCCAAUGGGUUAAUAACGUUGAUAGGAGCUGAUUCCAGGACUUUCUACGUCACCGCAAAGCAGAACAGUGUAUGAAAGAUUUAACCUGAAAAUUGUAGGCGUCAGCGCUUAGGUGAGAUGGCGGAGAUCAACGCUGUGUGUGCGCCUAUGGUGGUGCAUCAGGAAGAUGUAAACGAGAAUGUCUCUGCACAGCGGAAACGGCAAAAUAUGCAGAAAGAAUCGCUGGAACCAGUGUCAUGUCUGAUAGGGUCUAUGAGUGAACUCAGUGAGCGCAUCUCUUCACUCAUCCUCCUGCCAAAGAUGGUAUAUACAGAUACACAGUUGUCGAGAUGUGACCGCCAUAGCUCUCAGCAGGAGUCCCCUCCGCCUCCUCAGUCAAGCCAGAGCAGGAGCAACGCAUCGACCGAGAAGCAUGAAGGGGGUAGGCCCAAGCUGGUGGAGCUUUGCCAGUACCCAGGAUUCAGUGAAGAGGGCCUGACACCUCUCCCCCACCACACAUCUUUCUCCACUGUCGUCGCUCGCGUGGUGCGGGCACAACCCCGUCUCAGCCACAAGCCCAGAUAUAAAGCUGCUUUUCAAAGCAUACUGUCCUCUGGCCUAAUGGAGCACUUUGUCACUGAUGUGUUUUGGUGGCUGUUUCUUCAGAACUUUCAGCCAGAUGGACAUGUACAAGACUGCUUGUUCUCUCGAAUUGCAGAGAAUUACAUCAGAAUCCUGAGCCAAAAUCAGUCAUCACGCAUUGGCAAUGUUUUUCUUCGGGAGUUCCCCCACACCCUGAGCCAAACUCUGUACAGCGCCUUCUGCUGCUGCUUCCCCCAGUCCUGCAUCACCAUCCGCAGCGGCACAUUCCCCCAAACGCUGUGCUCUACCGCCUACCAGUGGACAGGAGGGAUUUGUCCUGCUCCUAAUGUCUUCAGAAAGUGGGAUAUUGAGGCCCUGGAGCCAGACGAAGACAGCAACGCUGAGUUCGUUGCGGAGAACGAGAAAAAGGAAACAGAGUCUUGUUUGUCCCUGCUGGAAUGCAUGUUACCCGGUGCCUGUGCGUCCACCCAGCGUGACUGCCCUCCGUCCACUCUGACAGCUACCUGGAGGCCGAUGAGCCCAGUAGCUGAACCCAGUCACACCAGUUUUGAAGGGUCCUUUUCCAACGCCAAGGAGCAGACUAUCAACAAUCUGUCUGAGAAAGAAGGAAAGAGCACUGGCUCAGAGGACAUAAAAGGCUCUGACCAGAAGGCAGCCACUGACCACAGGAAUCGAAAAUCGACUAAGGAGUCCCAGACUGGCUGGUACGAGUUGGAGUUUCACCGCUGUGUGUUUAAUGUGUGGGGGAACAGUCCGCUGGUGCGGCACUACAUGGAGAAUCUCAAGAUGGAGCCCAAGGUGGGACAGGACGUCCUGGUGCGGAGGACUCAGAUCCACACACUGCCUCCGGAGGAUGCGGUGACAUACCGGCAGUUUGUGCGCCAGUGCCAUGAGCGCUCAGCGGCGCGCUGGCACAACCUGAGGGCCAUGAGGGCGCAGUGUGAGCAAGACAUGGCCGCUCUACAGCGCAGCAAGGACGUGCAUCGCCGCAUCCUACUCAAGGAGCAGAAGAGAAUUCUAUCCCAGCGGAGCAGUGUGAAGCUGUUCUGCCAGAAGCUCUGCCCUGAUGCCACCACUGAGGAGGAGGCAAACUUGCUCUCUGAUAGCUCUUACACUCAGUAGAGGCAGCAGGGAAUGAACUAAUGACUUCACGCAGUCUGCAAUUACUGACUCACUUCCUGUGGGCUUUUGUCCAGAUUGGGGCAUUCCAUCACUGUGUCUGAAUUAAAAUCAGUGCUAUGAAAGAAAA